This is a messenger RNA of Triticum dicoccoides, 512 nucleotides long. RefSeq names its product replication protein A 32 kDa subunit B-like. The record is from RefSeq and is a predicted model, not a curated record. The transcript has 3 exons. Lineage: Eukaryota; Viridiplantae; Streptophyta; Magnoliopsida; Poales; Poaceae. Bases 27 to 284 code for a protein of 85 amino acids.
AUGACAGGGAAAAUGAUAUUAGACGGAUGGACUUGGCCGUAGCUGCCCACCAGCAAUCAUCUCCUGUUUCGGACAUUAACAACCGGCUCUUCGACGACGUGCUGAGAGUAUUCUACCAUCCAGGGGUCCUUGAGCUGGAGAAUGGCGCUUCUUUCGCUCUCAUACAAUCUCAAACCGGCGCGGAUGCGGAUCAACUAAGGUUUGUUAUUGGAGCUCAUGUUGCCAUGGGCAACCUUUUCACCACCAUCGAUGAUGGUCACUACAAAUGCUCGUUCAACGGGUAGCAAAAAUGAUCUAUCUGGGUGAUGUUCGCCAUUUGCUUGCACCCAAAAAUCAGACUAACGGAUAGAACCGUCCAAUGACCAGAACGUUCAUUUUCAAUGCCUCCUUAAGUUUUAUAUUCUGUAAUUCAAAAAACCCAUCGCAGUAUUUUUCGCGGAACAAAUAGUCUGUGUCGUAGAAACCUGCCCGACGGCAGCUUUAAAAAUUCCGCAUUUGCUUAGUUUUGCUUU